Molecule: messenger RNA, 1688 nt
Organism: Dioscorea cayenensis subsp. rotundata (Guinea yam)
Lineage: Eukaryota; Viridiplantae; Streptophyta; Magnoliopsida; Dioscoreales; Dioscoreaceae
Product: bZIP transcription factor TGA10-like
Exons: 11
Coding region: 151-1398 (415 amino acids)
Biological process (GO): regulation of DNA-templated transcription; DNA-templated transcription
Molecular function (GO): DNA-binding transcription factor activity; sequence-specific DNA binding
Source: RefSeq, a predicted model, not a curated record
UCCCAAUUUCUUUUGUUGAACUUUUCUUCUUUGAGAGCACAAACAUAAGUUUGUUUCACCAUUAAUGGCUUCCUUUCAAUUGCAGUCUCUAGGAGAUUAGAGAGUUAGAGAAUUAAACAGAUAUAGAUAGAGCUUUCAAGGUUGUCUUCAAUGGCACAGAAGCAAGGAGAGCAUCAGAUUUCUUUUGGGAUGGCUCAACCUUCUUCUUCUUCAAUUCAUCCAAACUUCAUGAUCAGCAAAGAGAGCAAUGGUGCAUAUGACUUGGGGGAGUUGGAUCAAGCUCUAUUUCUUUACCUUGAUGCUCAAGAGCAAAGAGUUGCAGCUUCAGGAGAGUUAAUGCCAGAAACUCUGAAUAUCUUCCCUUCUCAACCAAUGCAUGAAGAGCCAUCUAUGAAAAAGAGUUCAAAGAGUGCUAGUGAUCCUCAAGCUUCUUCUGAGAUAGCAAACGAUGUGAAGCCAUUGGUGAAGAGAAAAAAUAUUACAUCAAGCUCAGACCAUGAAGGGCCAAAAACACCAGAUCCAAAGACAUUGAGAAGGCUUGCACAAAAUAGAGAAGCGGCCAGGAAAAGCAGACUCAGAAAGAAGGCAUAUGUUCAACAACUUGAGUGCAGUAGGAUUAAACUAGCACAAAUAGAACAAGAGCUGCAAAGGUCAAGAGCACAGGGUCUGUUCUUCGGUGCCGAAGGGCUUAUCGGUGAGCACGGGCUCCACCCUGGCUUUGGCAAUCUUAGCUCAGAUCCGGCAAUGUUUGAUAUGGAGUAUGCUCGGUGGCUUGAAGAGCAUCACCGGAGAAUGUGUGAGUUGAGAGCGGCGGUGGAUGAGCACAUGCAGGAGAAUGAGCUGCAAAUUUAUGUCGGACACUGUCUCGCUCACUAUGAUGAGGUGAUGAACCUCAAAAAUAUCGCCAUCAAAACCGAUGUCUUUCAUUUACUCUCCGGCGUGUGGAUGGCUCCAGCCGAGCGAUGCUUCAUGUGGUUGGGAGGAUUCCGGCCUUCGAAAAUCAUCAAGAUUAUCAUGAGCAAUUUGGAGCCAUUAACAGAGCAACAACUAAUACAAAUAUACAACCUACAACAAAUGGCACAAGAGAAUGAAGAAGCUCUAAGUCAAGGACUUGAAUCCCUUCAACAAUCACUAUCAAACACCAUUCUCUCUGAAGCUUUGAGCUUCCCAUCAAACAUGGCUGAUUACAUGGACCAAAUGGCCAUGGCAAUGAACAAGCUCUCCUCCCUUGAGACCUUUGUUAAACAAGCAGAUAGUUUGAGGCAGCAAACAUUGCAUAGGUUAAACCAGAUCUUGACAAGUCGGCAAAUGGCUCGCUGCUUGCUCAUUAUCGCUGAGUAUUUUCAUCGUCUUCGAGCUCUUAGUUCUCUCUGGCUUUCUAGACCUAGGCAGGAAUGAGAGAGAUUUCUCUCAAGUUUUUCUAGAUUUACAAAUAGACGUUUUGAGAUGAACAUUAGGACUUAGCAGUUAAUGAAGGAAACAAGAAUAUGACAGACAAUGACAGUAUGAAGUUUCUUCUUCUUCUUCUUCUUCUUCCUUUUUUUUUCAAGUAUGAAGAACAAUGUGAAGCUGAACAAAACGUGUAUGAGAGAGGUGAUGAAUGUUGAUGCUCUCUUUCUCUUUCACAUUUAUCUCUUUGUAUUAUCUCUUUGUUUCACAUUUAUCUCUCUCUUUCACUGUUAUAUAUA